AUUAUUCACUACAGUUUAUGCGUGUAGUGUGCUUCCAUUCAAUCGAUGACGUACCAUACUGCCGCUGUUGCUUCAUCGUUCUGCUGUCACCUCAGCCGGCGUUUUCAGAUCUGCCACUAUCAGUCUCUAAAUAAACGUUUGAGUGCUAACAUUUUAUUUUUUCGUCCUGGGAGAAAGAAUGUAUUUUUAAAUUAAUUUUUUCACAUUCGGAAAAUGGGAUUUGCUAUACAUCGGUUUGUGUCGCAGCCUGAUCCUAAUCUAUGCUGUGGAAUUUGUGCAGGUAUAUUACAGGAUGCCGUGGUUACACGUUGUGGCCACUGUUUCUGCCAGGUAUGUUUGGGUACCUGGCUAGAGCGACCUGGUGCAGGGGCGUGCCCGCAGUGUCGAUCGCCCAUGCGAUCAGAUGAAGCCAGUGCAGUUUGGUCAAUCCGAGGCCUAGUGAAUAAUAUGUGCAUUGAAUGUGAUUUUCAAGAGAAAGGCUGCCAACUUGUGAUGAAAGUUGAGGCGAUGGAAGAGCACACGAAACGCUGCGGUUAUGCACCCGUGGAUUGCGCUGGUUGCGGCGUUACCGUCAGCCGUCUUGCACUUCCCUCACAUCAAAUGAAAUGUGAAGAAAUAACUGCUGUCGUGUCAGGAGGAAUCGAUAUAGAAUGCCGAAGUCCAAAUAAAGACAAAUCAAACCAACGCCUUGAACUUCGUCUUGCUCGCAGGGAAUUGGAAAUAAAACGCCUAAAGGAUAAUUUAGAUGAAUCGCUUUCUCGCAAUCGUCGAUAUGAGAAGGAAUUGACUAAAACGAGAAAAGAGCUGCAAAAAGUCCAAGAAGAAUUAUUCUCACGACCGAAUGAUGGUGAUUCUGAUUUUGAUUCUAUAUAUUUGUAUGGAACAAACGCAGAAUCCAUCGCCCGAUUGUCGGUUUUAAUCGCACGUAAUUUACUGAAUAAACCGGACUCGAUCGAUGCAGAUAGCAUUUUUACUGCUAUUAAACGAUGCUAUGAUCGUUUUGCACGAUGUGGCUUAGACUAUGAACACGACGUCCACAUGCUGCUAGCGACUGCAUAUGCCAGUGACUGGUUUAAUGACCAACAUCGAAUCAGCUUCCAUUGUUGGUUGCAGAGUAUAGCUAGGUAUCGGCGGUUUGCAGCUCUUGGGGGAGAGGGUGUCGGCAAGAGAACUGUCAGACCGGCAACUGUCACCCUCAGUACAUCCAUUCGACAAACGUGGUAGAUUUUGGUGUGUCAAAGCAAAUAUUACCCAAGAUUCAAGAGAUGGAUGGCCUAUUCUUCGCAUUAUGUUGGACGCUUCAUCGUUUUAUUACGUUAACUCAUUCACAACAUUUUAACUUUUUUUCUUAAUUAGUUUUCAAACUUCCGAUGCAGAGUGGCGUAUCUACUCGCUCCCACCCCCAGUCGCCCCACCCCCGAAAAAAUUCAUGGUCAAGUAGUUAAAAAUCA
This is a messenger RNA of Anneissia japonica, 1451 nucleotides long. Its product is annotated as tripartite motif-containing protein 10-like. The transcript has a single exon. Gene Ontology annotation, biological process: regulation of canonical NF-kappaB signal transduction; positive regulation of JNK cascade; protein K63-linked ubiquitination. NCBI's taxonomy places the organism in Eukaryota, Metazoa, Echinodermata, Crinoidea, Comatulida, Comatulidae. The record is from RefSeq and is a predicted model, not a curated record. Bases 214 to 1224 code for a protein of 336 amino acids. Gene Ontology annotation, cellular component: plasma membrane signaling receptor complex.